Messenger RNA from Colossoma macropomum (tambaqui), 1668 nucleotides. Its product is annotated as P2Y purinoceptor 13-like. Gene Ontology annotation, molecular function: G protein-coupled purinergic nucleotide receptor activity. Gene Ontology annotation, cellular component: membrane. The record is from RefSeq and is a predicted model, not a curated record. Bases 67 to 1065 code for a protein of 332 amino acids. Gene Ontology annotation, biological process: negative regulation of adenylate cyclase activity; G protein-coupled receptor signaling pathway. The transcript is spliced from 2 exons. NCBI's taxonomy places the organism in Eukaryota, Metazoa, Chordata, Actinopteri, Characiformes, Serrasalmidae.
CAGAUAGGGCGCAGCAGCAGUCAGCGCAGCACUGUAAUUUGCUCCGGUCGGAUCCUCAGAGGCUUGAUGGAGGGUAACAACACCCCCCUCGACUGUGGCGUUGACAAUCGAGCGAGGGCCAUAGCCAUCUCCAGCCUCUAUUUCCUGCUUUUUCUCCCUGCUCUUCUGCUCAACCUGCUGGUGGCUUGGAUUUCUGUGCACUUGAAGUCCAAGACCACCUUCAUGGUCUACCUGAAGCACCUGGUGGUGGCCGAUCUCCUGAUGACCCUGACCUUCCCCGUCCGGGCUGCUAGCGAACUGCCAGGCAUCACGGACAGACUGCAAGCUUUCGCCUGCCGCUACUCGCAUGUCUUCUUCUACCUGGCCAUGAACAUGAGCAUCAUCUUGAUGGGCCUCAUCAGCCUGGACCGCUUCUUCAAGAUCGUGCGGCCUGGAGGGAGACUUCUGUGCCAGAACCUGCGUUUCAGCAAAGUCCUGUCGGUUGUCAUCUGGCUGCUGCUAAUCAGCAUGAAUACCUUGCCAGUUAUUAUUACGACAGACCAAGACCAUUUAAGGAACAAUACAAACAAAUCAGAGCUUUGUAUGCGCAUGAAAAGUGAUAUCGGAAUAAUGUGGCAUGAUGUCGUCGUAUGGUUCGCCUCCAUUAUUUUCUGGACGGCGUGUAUUGUGAUCAUCUUAAGCUACAUGUGCAUCACCAAGAAAGUGGUGGAAUCGUAUCGGAGGUCACGCAGCAGCAAUGAUCAGGGGAAGCGUAAAGCCAAGGUUCGGGUUUUUCUGAUUCUUUUGGUUUUCCUGAUCUGCUACGCACCUUACUACAUCGUGCGGCAACCGUACACCAAGGCACAGGUCAACGACAAGGGCUCUUGCACCAGACCCAUACUGAAAGUCGUUAAGGACCUCACCCUGUGGCUCUCGUCGACAAACGUAUGCUUGGACCCCUUGAUCUACUUCUUCCUGUGCAAGGCGUUCAGGAAAAGGUUUAUGGAGACUUGCGAGAUCAACAGGUUAUUUCCGUCCUUUGGUAAAACUGCAGAACCCUGUCAGUCAUCAGACACUUCGCUGUAACCUGUAUGUAGAAACAGCGGCUCUCUUUUUUCUUCUUGGGCAUUUUACACAAGCACUUGUUACACAACCGCGUAACGGACAAGGCCUGGGUUCCUGCGAAAGCCGCAUCUGAGAGUAGUGGACAUCUUGUUUUUUUAAAUAACUGUCAUGAACCUGCAACAGCUGAGGGGGUGGCACGACAGAGGUCUGAAAAUGGAAGCCACAUCACAAAGCCACAGUUGCAGUUUGUGAAGCACCGCUGAGUUUUCUUUAGAGCUCUUUCAGCAUUGUGUUACAAAUUAGCAGCUUUUUAAAUCAACUGGAGGGCCAAUUUCUGAGCAAUAGGUUUAGAAUAAGGAGUGAAUCCCCACUGGGCUUCAGCCAAAGCAGAGCUUAAUUUGUGUGAGGAGGACUGACCGCAGGAGAGGGCCAGUGAGGCAGUUUGAAGCCAUUGAAGUCAUUUGAUUGCCAUUGUGACAAUGUAUGGUACUGUGCAAGAGUUACAGAGUUAUUUCAGCUUGAAUUCUUUUUGCAUAUUUGUUUAAACAUUUCAAAGUAAUCUGCAGAGAUAUUUUUCUACACCUCCAAAGUUCAGUGUUAAAAGUUGGUUGAAUUUUCUGCUUU